AGGGAACUCCUGAAGUGGGAGGGGAAAGAAAAAACUCUUCGGAAAAGCCCACAGCUGAUUCCCAAAGAGAGAAGACUUCUCGACCGCCGCAGCCAUGCCCUCCAAUAAGGACGUCUCUGGCUGCCUUGGCUCACCGCCAGGUUUGAUCUGCCUGCCACCCAUUUCCGAGCACCUCCAGCUGGUGUGGACCCAGGCGGCCCAGACAAGUGACCUGGACAGUAACCAGCACUUGCUGCAGACUUUCAGCUAUUUCCCGUAUCCCAGCCUUUCCGACCUGGCUUUGCUCUGCCUGCGUCAUGGCCUGCACAUGGAGAAGGUGAAGGCUUGGUUCAUGGCGCAGCGGCUGCGCUGCGGCAUCAGCUGGAGUGCCGAGGAAAUCGAAGAGACUCGGGCUCGCCUCAUCUAUCACCAGGACCAACUCCACUUUAGUUGCCUGCUUGCUGGCAACCAGGGCGACUCCUGGCACCAGACUUGUAAAAGCCCUUCUUCGUACCACCAUCACCAGCUGGCUCCCCACGCCCUGCACUAUUCCGGUAAAUAUCCAGAGAACCAGCAACCUCUUGUAACCUCCUUAAAUCAUUGUAGUAUGGCUCCAGGGACAAAAGAAAUGGGGACGAUCGCUCAGGACAUUUGGAAAUUGCAGGAAAACACCCCGCCGUCCCACUAUAAGAAACCUCAGGAACAUUUUGAACCUUCAGGGAUCAUGGUGAAUUUUCAAAAUACCAAAGAGACCAUUUCCGGUGCUUAUCCCCCCAUCACAACCCUCGGCCUGGAUUAUAACCUCCCGGAUUCUCAUACGAUGGCCUGGAGCUUCCCCACGGUGUCCCAACCGCCCCCCGAGUCCAUCACGCCUGCUGUCAACGGCGGGAGCCACCCCACGAUUCUUCCAUUGGGUUCUUCGGUGAAAGCCGCCCAGCCGUCCUCGAAAAUUACAACCAGUGUCACGGACCGUCAAAACCAUCAGCAUUCAGUCAGCGACCAGCAGACUUCUUUGCCAGAGGUUUUACGGAAGCCUAAGCGGAAGACGAAGGAGCAACUGGAUUUGUUAAAGGCCUUCUUCCUUCACCGGCAGUGGGCCAGGAGAGAGGAUUAUCACCAGCUGGAGCAGGUAACCGGGUUACCCCGGGCAGAGAUCAUCCAGUGGUUUGGAGACACGCGUUACGCCCUGAAGCACGGUCAGCUGAGAUGGUUCCGGGACAAUGCAGGGCAGAGUCCAGAGCCUGCUUCCUCAGGUGGACCUCCUCCUCUUCCUCCUCCUCCUCCUCCUCCUCCCCAGCCAUGCACAAAUCCUCCAGACACGGGCCCCCUGGAACAGUACUGGGACACAGCCUUCUUCCUUCACCGGCAGUGGGCCAGGAGAGAGGAUUAUCACCAGCUGGAGCAGGUAACCGGGUUACCCCGGGCAGAGAUCAUCCAGUGGUUUGGAGACACGCGUUACGCCCUGAAGCACGGUCAGCUGAGAUGGUUCCGGGACAAUGCAGGGCAGAGUCCAGAGCCUGCUUCCUCAGGUGGACCUCCUCCUCUUCCUCCUCCUCCUCCUCCUCCUCCCCAGCCAUGCACAAAUCCUCCAGACACGGGCCCCCUGGAACAGUACUGGGACACCCACACACAGCUGCAGGAGAAUGACUUGCCGAUGCUCUGCCGCAAAUCAGGAAUGAGCCCGGAGCAAGCGUUGGAGUGGUUUCGCUCGUACUUGCCCGCGCCGUGCGAGGUGGAGGUGUGUUUGGGGGACGACGAUGAGGAGGUAGACGAAGAGAUGGCGGCCGCGAUGCUAAAGGCGGAAGAUGAAGACUACGAAGAAGAGGAGGAUGUGGAAGAGGAGGAGGAUGAAGACUGAAGGACUUUUGUGUGGGUGCUGGAGGUUUUGGGACUUCUCUGAUGAGCAGGCGGAAGGAUCAGUGAGACAGAGUAGUAAAUCCUGGGAGCCAGGUUUCUGUCCUGACCGUUUCCUGCUGGUAGCGAUGACUACUGCUAGAAUGUUUUUUUUUUCCUUUGAGCCACUGAAUUUAAAAACAAAACUAUACAGUGUUUAUCAAGGGAGAAUCACAAUGGUAUAUAAAGAGGGGGUUUCCAACCCUUCAGAUGUGAGUGGCCAUGAUAUAUGAAUGCCUUCAGCAAUCUGCAGGGUCUCAAAUGAUUUUUCUGAAAAACUUCAGUCGGUUAAUUGCAUUGUUUUGGUUUCAUAUUGCUUCCUCUAGAUGUUUUCCUUAAUAAUUAUACAAAUAAUUGUUGUUUAGAUCCCUAACCCUGAAGCCCAACAAUUGCCUAAUUUUGUUAUCUUUUUUAAAGUAUACAGAUGUUUGGAAUACAGAUAUUUUUCAUUUA
This is a messenger RNA of Thamnophis sirtalis, 2325 nucleotides long. NCBI's taxonomy places the organism in Eukaryota, Metazoa, Chordata, Lepidosauria, Squamata, Natricidae. The record is from RefSeq and is a predicted model, not a curated record.